ACACCACAAACCAGGGACCAAAAUGACAGACUCCAAGUACUUCACCACGACGAAGAAAGGGGAGAUCUUUGAGCUGAAGGCAGAGCUGAACAGCGACAAGAAGGAGAAGAAGAAGGAGGCCGUGAAGAAGGUGAUCGCGUCCAUGACCGUUGGCAAGGAUGUCAGCACUGGGAUGGCCCUCUUUCCAGACGUGGUGAACUGCAUGCAGACCGAUAACCUGGAGCUGAAGAAGCUGGUCUACCUGUACCUCAUGAAUUAUGCCAAGAGCCAGCCAGACAUGGCCAUUAUGGCUGUCAACACCUUCGUAAAGGACUGUGAGGACCCCAACCCCCUGAUCCGGGCCCUGGCUGUGCGGACAAUGGGCUGCAUCCGGGUGGAUAAGAUAACGGAGUACCUCUGUGAGCCCUUGAGAAAGUGUCUGAAGGACGAGGACCCCUACGUGCGCAAGACCGCAGCCGUCUGCGUGGCCAAGCUCCACGACAUCAACGCCCAGCUGGUGGAGGACCAGGGCUUCCUGGACACGCUGAAGGACCUCAUCUCGGACUCCAACCCUAUGGUGGUGGCUAAUGCGGUAGCGGCCCUUUCCGAGAUAGCAGAGUCCCACCCCAGCAGCAACCUGCUGGACCUGAACCCCCAGUCCAUUAACAAGCUGCUGACGGCCCUGAACGAGUGCACCGAGUGGGGGCAGAUCUUCAUCCUGGACUGCCUGGCAAACUACAUGCCCAAGGACGACCGGGAGGCCCAGAGCAUCUGUGAGCGGGUGACGCCCCGGCUGUCCCACGCCAACUCUGCCGUGGUGCUCUCCGCAGUGAAAGUGCUGAUGAAGUUCAUGGAGAUGCUGUCGAAGGACCUGGAUUAUUAUGGCACCCUGCUGAAGAAGCUGGCUCCUCCUCUGGUCACGCUGCUCUCGGCCGAGCCGGAGCUGCAGUACGUGGCUCUGCGCAACAUCAACCUCAUUGUGCAGAAGAGGCCGGAAAUCCUCAAGCAUGAGAUGAAGGUGUUCUUCGUGAAGUACAACGACCCCAUCUACGUUAAACUGGAGAAACUGGACAUCAUGAUCCGCCUGGCCUCCCAGGCCAACAUCGCGCAGGUGCUCGCCGAGCUGAAGGAGUACGCCACCGAAGUGGACGUGGACUUUGUGAGGAAGGCCGUGCGAGCCAUCGGCCGCUGUGCCAUCAAGGUGGAGGUGAGCGGCAGGGGCUGGGGGGGGUGGCGGGGGCGGUGGAGUGCGCCGGAGCUGCCCUUGCAGCCCCAGGCCCGAGCAGCCAUGAUCUGGAUCGUGGGCGAAUACGCGGAGCGGAUCGACAACGCGGACGAGCUGCUGGAGAGCUUCCUGGAGGGCUUCCACGACGAGAGCACCCAGGUGCAGUUGCAGCUGCUGACGGCCAUCGUAAAGCUCUUCCUGAAGAAGCCGACUGAGACUCAGGAGCUGGUGCAGCAGGUGCUGAGCCUCGCGACUCAGGUGGGAGGGCUGCUGGCAGUGCUGGUCCCUGGGCCGGUGAGGAGCCCGUGCCUUGCUCUAAUUGCUGCCUUCCCAAACAUCUCCGAGGAGACGGACCUGAUUGAGCCCACGCUGCUGGACGAGCUGAUCUGCUACAUCGGCACUCUGGCCUCCGUGUACCACAAGCCCCCCACUGCCUUCGUGGAGGGGAGCAGAGGCAUCGUGCAUAAGAGCUUGCCUCCGCGGACGGGCUCGAGCGAGAGCGCAGAGAGCCCCGACGCAGCCCCCUCGGGGCCCCCCCCUUCAGAGCCACCAGCUGUUAUCCCAACUCAGGGGGACCUCCUGGGGGACCUCCUGAACCUGGAUCUGGGCCCCCCCGCGGAAGGCUUGGACAGCCUGGCCGUGGCGCCCCGAACGGUCUGGCUCCCAGCCAUGAAGGCCAAGGGGCUGGAGAUCUCUGGCACAUUCAGCCGUCAGGUGGGCACCAUCUCCAUGGACCUCUUGCUGACGAACAAGGCCUUGCAGGUGAUGUCCGACUUCGCCAUCCAGUUCAACCGGAACAGCUUUGGCCUGGCACCAGCAGCUCCUCUCCAGAUCCACGCCCCUCUCGCGCCCAACCAGACCGUGGAGAUCUCCCUGCCUCUCAACACGGUUGGCUCAGUCAUGAAGAUGGAGCCUCUCAACAACCUGCAGGUCGCCGUGAAGAACAACAUCGACGUGUUCUACUUCAGCACCUUGUACCCGCUGCACAUCCUCUUCGUGGAAGACGGGAAGAUGGAGCGGCAGAUGUUCCUGGCCACCUGGAAGGAUAUUCCGAAUGAGAACGAAGCCCAGUUCCAGAUCAAAGAGUGUCCUCUCAGUGCAGAUGCUGUUAGCAGCAAGCUUCAAGGCAGCAACAUCUUCACGGUAGCCAAGCGCAACGUGGAGGGCCAAGACAUGCUGUACCAGUCUCUCAAGCUGACCAAUGGGAUCUGGGUCCUGGCGGAGCUGCGAAUCCAGCCCGGCAGCCCCGGCUUAAUGCUCUCUGUGAAGUGCCGUGCGCCCGAGGUCUCCCCAUACGUGUACCAAGCCUACGAGACCAUUGUGAAGAACUGAGGCCCACAGCUGCUCCCCUCUCCUGUGCCCCGCUGAGGGAACGGCUCCGUUUGCAAGCUCAAGACCCCUGGAGACCACUGGCUCCCUGCUGCUGUGCGUGACGUGAAUGGCCAUCCUGUGCCGGGUUGGGGGAGGAGGGGGAGGUCAAGCUGUGAGUCAGUGCCUCUGUGUAGAAUUUUGUCCUGUAAAGUCAUGCAGUGUCCUCUUGGCUGCCGCUGUCCUUU
This is a messenger RNA of Pelodiscus sinensis (Chinese soft-shelled turtle), 2760 nucleotides long. NCBI's taxonomy places the organism in Eukaryota, Metazoa, Chordata, Testudines, Trionychidae. The record is from RefSeq and is a predicted model, not a curated record.